Molecule: messenger RNA, 528 nt
Organism: Cylicostephanus goldi
Lineage: Eukaryota; Metazoa; Nematoda; Chromadorea; Rhabditida; Strongylidae
Source: the annotation of a GenBank genome assembly
AUGUCCUACACAAACAAUUAUAACUAUCAGCUGCCUGGGCUUCACAGGAUCAAAUAUCUAGAGCACUUUGCACUCACGCUUAUGGCAGACUACCGAGCUGGUUUUCAGGUGGCAGUGAUCUUCGCCAUUUUGCUCGGUGGAGUUCUGUUACUGGCACUGGUUGUUGGUGGAAUCUAUUUCGUCUGUGUUAGUAACAUGCGAGAUGACGACAAAAAACGUCUACAUUCUGGUCGAAAUUCUGCAGCAUGGCCAGGACAACAAGCUCCAUCAUACAGCAGUGCUCCUUAUCGAGCUGCUCCUACUACAGCUGUUCUGACAGCUCCUACACCACCACAACAAAGCUACGACUUUGCCCCGCGAGGAUCAGCUGCCCAAUCGCCAAUGGGUAAUGUAGCCCCACAACAGUAUUCUUCACAGGUCCCACUCGUAAUGCCGGCACGAGUCGAGGAAUUCGGGCCACCGGCGCAUUAUCGUCCACUUCAACCUGAUGUCAUAUACACUCAGAAUCAUAUCAAAGAAUUGUCCUAA